Messenger RNA from Diaporthe amygdali, 594 nucleotides. RefSeq names its product nadh-ubiquinone oxidoreductase. Gene Ontology annotation, biological process: mitochondrial respiratory chain complex I assembly. Lineage: Eukaryota; Fungi; Ascomycota; Sordariomycetes; Diaporthales; Diaporthaceae. The transcript is spliced from 4 exons. The record is from RefSeq and is a predicted model, not a curated record. The coding region runs from base 1 to 594 and encodes 197 amino acids.
AUGGCGCCCCACGGUGAUGAUGACCUCUACCACCCAGUCGAUGCUCUCAAGGCCGGCAUACAGGGCGCCAUGAUCACCGGUGCCGCUGGUGUCUUCGCGGCCGGCAUUAAGAACGCGACCAGAAAACAGAACUUCGGUGCAUUGGGCAUCUUCACACGCAGCGGCGGCACCAUCUUCACCUUCACUGCCGUCGGCGGUGUCUACGAGUUCGCCCGCAGCGCAGCCGCCAACCUGCGUGAGAAGAAGGACCACUACAAUGCAGGCAUUGGAGGUUUCUUUGCUGGUUCUAUUCUGGGUGUCAGAGCUGGUCGGAUGCCUGCGAUCCUCGGCUACGGCGCCUUUACCUCGAUCAUUCUCACAGCCUUCGAGUACACAGGUGGAAGUCUAAAGGGAAAGAAGCCAGAGAUAGAGGGAAUGGAUGAGUUCGAGAGGAAACAGCACCUGAGGACGAACAGGAGGCGACCGCUCGAGGAGACAUUAGCAGAAGUUGGAGAGGGACGAGGUAUUGAGCCACCAGGGUACCACGAGCGGCGCCGAGAGAGACUAAGAGAGACGUACGGUGUCGAGAUCAACCCAGUCUCGACACAGGCAUAG